This is a messenger RNA of Meloidogyne enterolobii, 266 nucleotides long. The record is from the annotation of a GenBank genome assembly. NCBI's taxonomy places the organism in Eukaryota, Metazoa, Nematoda, Chromadorea, Rhabditida, Meloidogynidae.
UUCAUUCCCUCAAAAACUCAUUCAUUCUCCAUUCAUUGCCCUCAUGCUCAUCACAAAUGCUCUCAUGGCUUCAACUAAAACAAAAUUAUUCGCCUGGCUCUUCCUCCUCUUCAAUGUGGCCUGACUCUUACUUAGAAAAAAAGAAUAUAAUGUACAUUUUUAUUUUUAUUUUUUCUUGCUUUAACCCAUUUUUCUUUUUCUUUUUUUGCCUCUUAAUUUUGGCCGCCUUUGACAUAAAUAAAGGCGGCAUAUUAAAAAUAUUGUAA